AUGGAGGGCGGCCGAGCAAGGGAUGAGGUUCGCGGGGCUACGACACGGUCGGCGGGCGAUACGGCUGAGCUAGAGCGACGGCUGGUGGGGCGGACGACGAUGACACAGGACAGCGGAGGUGGGCGGAGGAAGCAGCAGCAGCAAGCAAAGAUGGAGGGAGGGGGCUGCUCGCGGUUCAGCUCAUCAUCGCAGUAUAAAUCCCCAGGGUUACUCACUGGGGGACUUUGGAGAAAUCAGUGGAGGUGUUAUUCUAAGAGAAUGGCUGAUUCUGGAGGCAGUGGAGGUUCAGGUGAGGAACAUGAGCAUAGGCAAGGAUCUCAUCCGAGUACAAAUCCAAGCUCGUGCUCCAGGAAAGGGAAGGGGAAGACAACGUACCAUCGUCACACUACACAGCAGACACAGAGGCUAGAAACAUUCUUCAAGGAUUUCCCGCACCCUGACGAGAAUCAACGGCAUCAACUGAGCAGAGAGCUCGGGCUCGACCCUAAACAGAUCAAGUUCUGGUUUCAGAACAAGAGGACUCAGAGGAAGACUCAAAAUGAACGAGCGGAUAACACAGCUCUACGGGCUGAGAACGAGAGGAUACACUGCGAAAACCUCGCAAUCAUGGAGGCACUCAAGAGCGUGAUUUGCCCAGCUUGUGGCGGUCCGCCCUUGGGCGAGGAAGAGAGGCAGCGUAAUUUCGAGAAACUCAAGAUGGAAAAUGUGCAGUUGAAAGCAGAGCAUGCAAAAAUAUCCAACAUUCUGGCCAAAUACAUCGGGAAACCGAUAUCGCACAUUGAAUCGCUGAUGCCUAGACCUAGAUCUGCGGACGUGUCCACCGGAAGUGUCCCCAACCACGGGGUUAGUGUUCGCAAUGUUGACUUAAAUGUGGCCCCCUCCAACCCUGCGACUUCGAGCCAAUUAAAGGUUAUACAAGGAACAGAAAUGGCCAACACAGUGGAAAUUACUGCAUAUGCCAUGGAAGAGUUAAUCAGGAUUGUGCGGAUGAAGGACCCGUUGUGGAUAGAGUCUCCUCUAGACGGGAGAUACUUACUCCAUCAUGACACCUACGAGCAAAUGUUUUCUCGAAACUACCGUUUCAGGGGUUCUGGCGCUCGUGUGGAGACAUCUAAGGAAUCAGUUCUGGUGACUAUGGAACCGAGCAGCUUGGUUAGCAUAUUCCAAGACGUGAGCAAAUGGGCUGACAUGUUCCACACAAUUGUCACCAAAGCUUCUUCUAUCCAAGUUCUUGAAGAGGAAACGCAAGUUAAUCACAGAACUCACUUGCAGCUGAUACAUUCACAAAUGCACGUACUUUCUCCGCUGGUGCCGGCUCGGGACGUCUACUUUCUUCGCCGUUGCCAACAGAUCGAGCCAGGCAAGUGGGUGAUAGUGGAUGUGUCCUACAAUCAGAUGAAAGAUGAUGCGAGCCCUUACAAUACGCGGAGGCUUCCUUCUGGCUGCUUGAUUCAGGACAUGGGUAAUGGUUGCUCCAAGGUAACUUGGGUGGAACAUGUAGAAGUGGAGGACAAAUACCAAGCUCACAAGCUUUUCAGGGAUCUAGUGUGUGGUAGUCACAUGUACGGCGCAGAAAGAUGGGCAAUUACGCUCCAAAGAAUGUGCGAGAGAUUCGCUUACACCAUGCUGGAUGAUGUGCCGACACACAACGCUAUGGAAGGUGCGGUCAUUGUUGUUCCUGAAGGUAGGAGAAAUGUGAUGAAGCUUGCUCAUAGGAUGGUGAAGAAUUUCUGUGCGGGCCUGAACAUGUCCAGCAAAUUGGAUUUCCCUCACCUGUCUGAGGUAAACAACAGCGGGGUCCGUGUCUGUGUACGAAAGAGUGAAGAACCAGGACAGCCCAGCGGCACAAUUGUUAGUGCAGCCACAACCCUUUGGCUUCCUCUUGUGCCCCAAGUGGUCUUCAAUUUCUUCAGAGACGAAAAUACACGCGUUCAGUGGGAUGUACUCUGCAACGGAAAUUCAGUGCAAGAGAUUGCACGCAUACAGAGCGGCACUCAUCGGGGAAAUGCAAUCUCCAUUAUUCAGUCUUCUCUGCAUGCCGAGAACCUGUUGACGCUUCAAGAGAGUAGCAUAGACCCUUUGACGUGCAUGGUGGUUUAUGCCCCAAUCGAUUCAACAGCGGUUACCAUCGCAUUGAGCGGAGGGGACACUUCGACAGUACGAAUUCUUCCAUCCGGCUUCACCAUCUCCAGCGAUGGCAGGGCCAAUCUGGUAUCAAGACCUUCCACCAGCACAAGCCCCAGCAAGCCGGCAGGUACACUUCUCACCGUGGCAUUCCAGACAUUGGUUUCGAGCCCCUCAGGUCCAGAGCAGCUCAACGUGGAAUCUGUGGCGACUGUAAACACUCUCAUUAGUGCGACCAUUCAGAAAAUUAAGGUUGCUCUAAAGUGCUCUGGCCCGGAAUGA
Rhodamnia argentea is the source of this 2406-nucleotide messenger RNA. Its product is annotated as homeobox-leucine zipper protein ROC8-like. The record is from RefSeq and is a predicted model, not a curated record. The coding region runs from base 1 to 2406 and encodes 801 amino acids. NCBI's taxonomy places the organism in Eukaryota, Viridiplantae, Streptophyta, Magnoliopsida, Myrtales, Myrtaceae. Gene Ontology annotation, molecular function: DNA binding; DNA-binding transcription factor activity, RNA polymerase II-specific; lipid binding. The transcript has 11 exons. Gene Ontology annotation, biological process: regulation of DNA-templated transcription.